AUGGGAACCGCGGACAGUGGCGCCUGCGCGGAGGGCCCCGGGGCGGAGCUCAGCCGCAGACUCGAGCUCUUGCUCGGCCCCGGGACCAGGGGGACGGUCUGGCAGGUCAGAGGUCGCGAGUUUCCCCCGAGACUCCUCCCGGAAGCGCUCCCGGCCGUCGAGCCCCGACCCUGCCUUGCCCGACUCAGAACAUGUACCACCACUUUCUCCUUUGGUGUCCUCACCUACUGCUCCUGGCCUCAGGGUGACAGCUGGAACCAGAGCUGUGGGACCUUCCAGUCCCUGGAUGAUAUUCCUGACUUCGCCUGGAAGGUUUCAGCUGCAAUGCUCCUUGGAGGCUGGCUCCUAUUGGCUUUCAAUGCAAUUCUCCUCCUGUCCUGGGCCCUUGCUCCCAAAGGACUGUGCCCACGGAGGGGCAGUGGUCCAAUGCCAGGGGUACAGGUAGCAGCAGCCAUCGCCACCAUCAUGGGCCUGCUGGUUUUCCCCAUCGGCUUGGCCUCACCGUUUGCCAAGGAAGCCUGCGUAGCCUCCUCCAUGUACCAUGGCGGUCAGUGCCAGCUAGGCUGGGGCUACGUGACCGCCAUCUUCAACGCAGGCCUGGCCAGCCUCCUGCCCAUGAUGAGGCGGCCCCAUGUGACCGAGGUCCAGCAGAGGACCAUCUUCUUCUCCAGUGAUACUGAGAGCAUCAUCCUUGUGCCAGAAACGACCAAAUAA
Rangifer tarandus platyrhynchus (Svalbard reindeer) is the source of this 714-nucleotide messenger RNA. The record is from the annotation of a GenBank genome assembly. NCBI's taxonomy places the organism in Eukaryota, Metazoa, Chordata, Mammalia, Artiodactyla, Cervidae.